AUGGUUGAUUACACAUCUCUAACAGUGGCCCAGCUCAAGAAAGAGCUAAAAUAUCGCGGAAUUGUUCAGGCUGGUCUGCGGUUGAAGGUCCAGUUUGUUGUAAAGCUAGUUGAAGAUGACCUGAUGCGUCUACCCGACCAAAAUCAUCGCUGGAAACUUUUAUCGACUCCACUUGACCGCCUAGUCAGUCUUAGAAUUGGCGGUUGGACGCCGUGUUAG
Molecule: messenger RNA, 219 nt
Organism: Penicillium taxi
Lineage: Eukaryota; Fungi; Ascomycota; Eurotiomycetes; Eurotiales; Aspergillaceae
Exons: 1
Coding region: 1-219 (72 amino acids)
Source: RefSeq, a predicted model, not a curated record